AAACAACUCAAUGUAUAAAAACAAGCAAAUAUGACCCACUCAGACACACAAUAUUGAAAGUCUGAAAGCAUGCUUGCUGGCUUUAAGGAGUGUAACAAACUUGCAAACAAGUAGGGGGUCGGUAAGAGAGAGAGACAGAGAUUACAGCUGGUACGUACUCCGAUUCAAUUCGAUCCCGGCCGGCCGGAGGAAGAAUGAUGAUGCCGAGGACGCGGCAGGUUAUGAUGACGGCGGCGGCGCUGCUGAUGCUGAUACACGGCGACAUAAAAGGGGCGGCGGUGGAGGCGCUGAGAAUCGACGUGAGGUCGGGAUCGUCGAAGUGCAUCAGAGAGGAGAUGCAGGUGAAUACCAUGACCAUCGGAAAGUACUCCAUCAUCAACCCUAUCAUCGAUCUCCCCGUCCCCAAAUCCCACAAGAUCACCGUCCGGGUGACUUCACCGUUGGGGCAAUAUUAUCACUAUGCGGUAGAUACAGAUCACGGUAAUUUUGCAUUUACAGCAGCAGAGAAGGGCGAGUACAAGAUUUGUUUCUGGGCAGCUGAGCACAUUCCUCCUACCACCAUUUCCAUCGGCUUCGAAUGGAAGUCCGGUUAUGCCACCAUUGAUUGGUCCAAAAUCGCCAAGAAACGCCAGAUACAAGGAGUGGAAUUCGAGCUAAGAAAAAUGUUCGAUACAGUACUAACCAUUCACGAUGAGAUGUACUAUCUUCGAUCAAGGGGAGAAGAAAUGCAAGCACUGACGAAGGCAACGAACACGAAGAUGGCAACCUUCAGUUUUCUGUCUCUUUUGGUCUGCAUGUCCGUCUCUGCUCUCCAAAUGUGGCAUCUCAAGAAAUUCUUUGAGCAAAAGAAGCUUGUUUGAUCUUUUUUUCUUGCAUAUAGCACUUACAGUUGUAGCUAUUGGUAAAACUGGGAGAGUAUCCAAUUCUUCCAGUGUUAUAUUUUUGGUUAGACCCCUUAAAGGAGAACGGAAUUGUACAAUUUUGAAGGUGCCCAUGGUUAAUCACAUGGAUAGAACAAUGUUCCCAUAUGGCUGAAUUUCUACCGAUAUUUUGCGAGCUGAUUCCACUGUAGAAUUGGUUUCAUAACUAUCAUUUGACUUUACCUACUGAAAGUAAGUUUUUACGCGAUAACAUUUGUAAACUGC
Messenger RNA from Cuscuta epithymum, 1145 nucleotides. Lineage: Eukaryota; Viridiplantae; Streptophyta; Magnoliopsida; Solanales; Convolvulaceae. The record is from the annotation of a GenBank genome assembly.